AUGACGGACUCCACGGCGCUCGGGCCUCCACCCGACAUGAAAGUGACAGAUCCAGGGGCACGACAGCUGUCUGAGUCGUCCGAUGACGAAGAUCAGUUCACAGAUGCGCAGUCCGGACCGGUGACGCCCCGAGCACAUUCCCCGGUGCCCACGACAAGGGUGGAAAAGGUUGAUAAUGAGCCUUCGUAUGGCGAAAUCCCGGGCACCGAAGCAUACGAGAAGAGAGAAGGAGACGCAGAUCCAGACGAGAUCGCCGUCAUCCCAGAUCGCGACGGCGCGAAUACGCCCCAGAACGAGCGAGGCGAGGAGAAUGAUGACGAGCCCCCCGAUGUCGAGAAUGCCGAGAUUCCGGUCACUGUGCUGGAGGAGGCUCCCGGUGACGGGCCCAGCCCUCGCUCAGAAGAAGCCGAAAGCAAAAGGAGUGCGGAUGCUGCACCAGAUAUUGUGAUCAGCUCGAGCGAAGAAUCUCCGGAAGGUGACGACGAUUUUGGAGACGACUUUGAUGAUUUCGAAGAGGGCGGCCAAGGUGACGACGGCUUUGACGAUUUUGAAGGAGAUGACUUCGAGCAACCACAGCAGCCAAGCACUGCACCUGCUACGAUCCAGCCGUCGACGUUACCAUUCCCCAUACCGGACUUUGAUAGUCUAAGCAUGGACGAAGUUAUCACCGCCACUGAACCGUACCUCGACACCCUUUUCCCGCCUCAAGAGCUCGACUUCAUCACCCCACCGCCACUUCCAAAGGACUCGACAACCUUCCUCACACCUCGCUCUGCGUCAUUAUGGUCCCAACUUGUGGCGCCACCACCUCUGGCGCCCCCGGACUGGAUCCGGUCCCGCACCCGACGACUAUUCCUCGUGUCGUUGGGCGUACCCGUGGACCUGGAUGAGAUUCUCCCAGCGUCCAAACAAAAGAAGCUGGUAUUGCCCUCACUAAACAUCUCUGCCACGUCACCUCGCACAUCGAGCGACUCACGGUCAGCGUCGCGGCUACGGCAAGGGGAUGGUAACGCCUCGUCGACCUCGGUAGACACGCAGGGCAGGCCGAAGGAGUCGAAGAGACGGAAAGGUGCCCCGCAGCAACCAGAGCUGGACUUGGUUGCCGCGAGAUACUUGUGCACGACGACCGAUGAAGCACUUGAUGGUAUGACGAACGAGGAGCUCAAGCAACACGUCGAGAAGCUGGAGUCCAUACAAGGCGCAGCAAAGGACGUUCUCGAAUACUGGCAGAAACGCACAGACGAGAAGAUUGGCGACCGUGAGGCCUUCGAGGGAGUGAUAGAAAACCUCGUCAAGCAUGCGCGGAAAGUACGGAAAUAG
Molecule: messenger RNA, 1320 nt
Organism: Purpureocillium lilacinum
Lineage: Eukaryota; Fungi; Ascomycota; Sordariomycetes; Hypocreales; Ophiocordycipitaceae
Source: RefSeq, a predicted model, not a curated record